AUGUCAAAAUUAAAAACUUUUAUAGAUAUUGGAGCUAAUUUAACAGAUGACAUGUAUCGGGGUGUUUAUAAUGGGUCAAAGAAACAUGACCCAGACUUAGCAUCCGUUCUAGACCGUGCUUGGAAAAGCGGUUUAGAAAAAAUAAUAAUUACUGGUGGGAAUCUAUUAGACAGUCAAAAGGCUUUAAGUUUGGCGUCAACUGAUUCCCGUUUGUUUUCCACUGUAGGAUGUCAUCCAACGAGAUGCAAUGAUUUUCUCAGUGAUCCAGAUACAUAUCUCAAAUGCCUCAGUAAUCUGAUAUCAGAUAAUAAGGGGAAAGUAAUUGCAAUUGGUGAAUUUGGAUUGGACUAUGACAGAUUACAUUUCUGCGAAAAAGAUAUUCAAUGCAAGUAUUUUGACCUACAACUGAAUUUAUGUGCUGACCAUAAAUUACCACUGUUUUUGCAUUGUCGUGCGGCCACCGAUGAUCUUAUUAAUAUAUUACAAAAGCACCGUGACAAUAUAACUGGUGGUGUUGUUCAUUCAUUUGAUGGCUCUUAUGAUGCUCUGCAGAAAAUUCUAGAACUGGGAUUUCACAUUGGAAUAAAUGGAUGUUCGCUGCGGACUAUGGAAAGUUUAGAAGUGGUAUCAAAGAUCCCAAAGGAUAGAUUGCUGUUAGAAACAGAUAGCCCAUGGUGUGAAGUAAAGGCGACACAUCCUGGUUAUAAACAUGUGUUGACAAAGCCGUCUACAGUGAAGAAGGAGAAGUAUUCACAACAAGUGAACACUCAAGUGAAAGGAAGAAAUGAACCAGCUAAUAUAAUCCAAGUGUUGGAAAUAGUAGCAGCGAUCCGCGGGGACGAUAUCGGUGAAUUGGCUGACAUUAUUUAUGAAAACACGGAAAAUUUAUUUUUUAACAAUAACAAAUAA
This is a messenger RNA of Leptosia nina, 909 nucleotides long. The record is from the annotation of a GenBank genome assembly. NCBI's taxonomy places the organism in Eukaryota, Metazoa, Arthropoda, Insecta, Lepidoptera, Pieridae.